Molecule: messenger RNA, 1951 nt
Organism: Elgaria multicarinata webbii
Lineage: Eukaryota; Metazoa; Chordata; Lepidosauria; Squamata; Anguidae
Gene: BNIP1
Product: BCL2 interacting protein 1
Exons: 6
Coding region: 14-700 (228 amino acids)
Biological process (GO): retrograde vesicle-mediated transport, Golgi to endoplasmic reticulum
Cellular component (GO): endoplasmic reticulum; SNARE complex
Molecular function (GO): SNAP receptor activity
Source: RefSeq, a predicted model, not a curated record
AGUUCUUCCCAAGAUGGCGGCUACAGGUGACGUGCCGGUCCGAGUUUGCAACCAGGAGAUUGUCAAAUUCGACUUGGAGAUUAAAGCGGCGGUGCAGGAUAUUCGGGAUUGUAUGGGACCUGUAAGUACACUUACAGAACUGAAUGCCAAAGUAAAGGAAAAAUUUCAGCAUUUACGGCUUAGAAUACAGGAACUUGAACAGAUGGCUAAAGAACAAGAUAAAGAAUCAGAAAAGCAAGUUUUGCUCCAAGAAGUAGAAAAUCAUAAGAAGCAAAUGCUCAGCAAUCAGACAGCCUGGAGGAAAGCAAACUUAGCUUGCAAAAUUGCCAUUGACAAUGCUGAGAAAGAUGAACUGCUGCGUGGAGGAGACCCUUUACGACAAAGAAAAACAACAAAGGAGAGCUUGGCAGAGGGGGCCAGUAGCAUCACAGAGAACCUGAUGGGUAUUAGCAGGAUGAUGUCUCAGCAGGUCCGGCAAAGUGAAGAGACCAUGCAGACCCUAGUUAAUUCUUCACGAACCAUCGUAGAUGCCAAUGAGGAAUUCAAAUCCAUGUCUGGAACAAUACAGCUAGGACGAAAGCUCAUUACAAAGUACAACCGCAGAGAGCUGACAGAUAAACUGCUGAUCUUUCUUGCCCUUGCCUUGUUUUUAGCUACUGUGCUUUAUAUCCUGAAGAAGAGACUGUUUCCCUUUUUGUAAAAAUUCUCAAAUUGAGGAGAGGACGCAUGACUAUAAGGAAGAAGGAAUGGAGGAUUUAUUUCAAGGACCUGACACUGCUCUAAUAGGGGAAAACUUCUGGAAGACAGAACUUUAUACUGUAUAAACAGAAUGUUAAGAACUGUGGUGAAAAUCUAAGCUUACUUUAAGUAAGUGAACAAGGAACAAUAAGAAUGGGGUUGGCAGAGAAAAGGUGUGAUAUCUUGCUCUGAGAGUGGCAGAUGUUCAUCUUAAACUGGAAGGUGUGAGCUUGUCUCUUGGCCUGAAAGAUGUAUUCCACUUCCUUCUUCAGAGAUCAGUUCAGAGGAUGCCCUGAGAGGAGUGGAAAGAUAUUACAGAAAAUACAUUUAUAUACAUUCCUUUAAUAAAGUGUAUUUAAAUACAGAUAGAGCAGGUAAUCUCAUUUAUUUAUUUUAAAAUCUAAAAAAAUGGAAGGUGGUUAUACUGCCUUCUGAGUUAUACAAAAUGUUUACUUCCAGAAGUGAAAGAGGAAGUCAGUCUUCCUUUGACUGGGUUUAUUAGAAGCGUAUCUUUGUCCCUUCAUAUCUCUUGAGAUCAUAGUUCAGGUAGGCCCCUUUACUUCAUUCCAAUGUUUGCUUUGAAGGCCUGAUGUUGAUCAAUGAAUAGAAACGUAAUUUGCUUGUGAAACCUCUUUAAUGUUAACUUUUUAAUAUAAAAUAUAUAGGGUGUGUGUGGGGGUUGUCUUGUAAGAUUACAAACUAGUGGUAAAAUCCAUCUCUCCCUGUGCUAUUUCACUUCCUGUGCUGCACCAUUUCAGGACUGAGCUUAUGGGAGGAAAGCCCCAUGAGACACAACACAGCCCCUUCCUCCCCCCCCCUCUGUUGUCUCUCGGCACAUGGUAAUACGCAUAGCUGUUAUUGGGGCCCAAAGCCACACAUGCAGGCUACUCUCAUGCUGUAUGAGCAGCCUACAGGAUGGGGUCUAGAUAGAACAGGGUCAUUAUGACAGGAAAAGAGAGGCCUCCCAUUCCAGGUAAUGGCUGAACACAUUGCUGUGCACCCAGGACAAUGUGCGCCCAGCUAAGAGUUGCUAUAGGAGCGAGAGAAACAAGGGACAGGUAUUUAUUAUGUGCUAUGAUGUCCUUUCCAUGUGCACAGCUCUGUACCUAUGGGAGACGAUGAAUUGUGAUUGUGCUGUAAGCUUUUGGUUGACCGUAUGAAAGUAGCCUAGAGAAACCACAGCAAAAUACAAAAUAAAAUUGAUAUUUUCAAA